This is a messenger RNA of Rotaria sp. Silwood2, 3048 nucleotides long. The record is from the annotation of a GenBank genome assembly. NCBI's taxonomy places the organism in Eukaryota, Metazoa, Rotifera, Eurotatoria, Philodinida, Philodinidae.
AUGGCACGAAAGCAAAUCAUUGGAGAUAAUAACGAGUCCGAAUUAGUUCUUAUAAACCGAACGGCAAUAUAUCCAGACGGAUGUAUUGGUUCGUUAUAUGAUGGAUACAGAGAUAUUUUAUAUGAGAAAUUACCUUGGAAUAAUGAAGAUAAACUGAUUAAAGUUGUCAAAAAACCACAAUGCAUAUUGAAGAAAGGCAAGAAAGAUCAAAAUGAGACUUUUCUUCAGGUAGUUAAUAUACCUAAAGAAUUACGAUUGAGUAUAUUAUUACGCUUAUCAGACAUGAAUGGAAUUGCUUCAAUUAUUAACUAUCCUUAUCCAGUAAACGAGUAUACCCGAUUUUUGCUCUAUUCCUAUAUAUAUGAAGAAGAACAAGCCUCCGAAAAACCAAACAAAACACAAAAAAUGAUUAAAUCAGCCCCGAUUUCGGGUGCGGCUACUCACAUAAUCACUGGUAUUAGUUAUGGGAUUGAUGUUGUCGUAGUUUUGCAGCUACCAUUUGAAAAUUCCGUUGUAACAGAAAUUGAUGAUGUGCUUCAAAGAAUUUGUAUUCAUUUAAAUCAUGAACAAAAUGCUUUGGUACUCAAUUUAGAUGAUGAAAAUGCUCUGGAACAAAUAAUGGGCACAAUGAUUUAUUCAAAUAUAUCUUCUUUGACAGAAUUAUCUACAGUGCGCGAAGUUUAUUUAUAUAUUGAUGACAAUAAAAACGACAGUAUACAUUGUCCAAUAAUGUAUACUCUUCGACCUAUUAAAUGGAUGUUUCCUAAUAAUAAUCACCUUGGUGCUAAAUUUAAUUCUAUGUCUUCAGCAUUGAAUAUAGAAGUCGAGAAAUACUUAACAUAUUUAUCCACUAGACUUAAAAAUCUGAAAUACUCUCUUGAUUCCUCUCACAAUGGAUUACUGUAUAAAUAUCUUGAAGGUCAGAUACGUGGAAAACAACGUCAAUGGUUAUUAUUAUCAGAAAUAUACGAACACAUCAUUGGUCGAUUACAGAAAUGGAUUAUCGAUGUGCGAAAAAAUCGACCUAGCGUUUCAAAGAAAGAUCAAUUAUUUAAUCAUGAAGAUCAUGCAAAAUUUGAACAAUCUGCUCAGACCUUGCAAGAAUAUUCAGAUGGCUUCCAAAAAAAAGAACGAUUGAUUAAUGAUCUCAAAAACCAGUAUUUUGAAUAUUGCAAUGUAGCAGAACUUAAUUUGCAUAAGCAUAAUUAUAAAAAGACAUUGGAAUGUAAGUUGAAGACGAAAGAUCGAAACCAUAAAAUUCUUUGUACUAAUGAUAAAUUAAACAAGGAGAAAGGACAAAAGAUCGAUCUUCAACGUAAUCAACUAGCUAAAGAACACGAGAAAAAUGACAACUUAUGUAUAACGUAUGCUGAUUUUUCGUAUUCUUCGGUUGAACUUCAAGACAUAGAAAUAUUAACGAUAAGUCAAACGAAUAAUAAUAAAAAAGAAAACCAUUCGAAGAAACUAUCUUCUACAGCGACACAAAACAAAACUACUACUUUACAACGACUAUCAUCUUCACCAAUAACCAAUGAUAAUAUCAAUAUUCUUCUUCUUGGUGAAACUGGAGUUGGUAAAUCGACUUUUAUUAAUGCAUUUGUCAAUUAUCUCAAAUUCAAAACAUUUGAACAAGCUCAAUCAAAUACACCUGUUGUACUCAUACCCGUCUCAUUUCUCAUGACAGUUGGUGAUAAUUUUGAGGAGCGUUUAGUCAAAUUUGGAGAUAUUGAUAGUUCAAACAAUGAAGAUUUUGAUCAUCCCGGUGAAUCAGUUACACAACAUUGUCGAACUUAUGAGUUUCAUCUUGGUGAUAAUGAUGAAAAAAAAUUGUGUAUUAUUGAUACACCUGGUUUUGGUGAUACACGUGGUCUAGAUCAAGAUGAUGUCAAUAUGCAAGAUAUUUUAGAAUAUAUUAAUAAUCUCACACAUUUAAACGCUGUAUGUUUUCUUCUCAAACCAAAUACAUCCGAACUUCAUACAUUUUUUCGUAUAUGUUUUAUGCAACUACUAGAUCUUCUUGGCCCAAAUGCUCAUCAAAAUAUUAUCUUUUGUUUUACUAAUGCUCGAUCAACUUUUUAUACUCCAGGAGAUACAGCACCUCUACUUAAAAUUCUGCUUAAAUCAUUUUCAAUGAAUGAUAUUCCAUUUAAAAAAGAUAAUACAUUCUGUUUUGAUAAUGAAUCAUUCCGUUAUUUAGUUGCUUUACAAAAUGAAAUUGAAUUCAAUGAUGACGAGAAACAUGAUUAUAAGGAAAGUUGGUCAACUUCAGUCAAAGAAUCAAAUCGUCUUAUUGAUUAUAUUCAUGAAAAUCUUAUUGCAUAUCGUUCAAAUAAUGAAUGGAAAACGAUUAAACGUGCUCAUAUUGAAAUUUCUCAUAUGAUUCGUCCAAUGUUAGAAACAAUCCAUAAUAUUCUUCGAAAUAUUAUUUUGUGUAAGAUGAAUAUUAGAAACAAAUCUAUAACAAUGUUUCCAAAAGCUAUUCAUCGUUCAGCUAGUAUUUGUCUCUCGUGUAAACCUUAUCCACGUUACAUUGGUAAUUUCUGGAUUUCUCGUGAUAUUCCACAUGAAUUUCUAAAGAAAUGUCUUGUUUGUCCGUGUAAUAUUGAACAACAUAUUACAAUACAUUAUGUACUCAACUAUGAAUGUUCAAAAGAAUCUGUGAGUAAUCAACGAAAAGAAAUGACUGAUAUGGUUAAUCAACUUUGUAUUGCUGGUGCUGAAUUUGAUUAUUUCCUGGUUCAUAUUGCUCAUGCAUCAAAAGAUUAUCUGUUUUUGUCUGGUUUCAUGCGAAUGAUAGAUGAAGAAACUAAACUUUGUCAAAGUCAAAAACCUAAUCAUUUGAAUUUACAAUUAAUUAAAGAAUUCACACAACUUAAGUGUCAAUAUGAAAGCCGAAUUGAAGAAUUGAAGUCAAAUCAACGAUUGACUGAUCUGUCAUUUAUCGAUAAACGGAUUACAGUCAUCCGUGAAUAUCCUCUAAUAAAAACGCAACUGGACAUUAUGAAACAAACACAAAAUAUGAUGACAGAACCGUAUGAAGUAUCAUAA